Molecule: messenger RNA, 4384 nt
Organism: Poecilia latipinna (sailfin molly)
Lineage: Eukaryota; Metazoa; Chordata; Actinopteri; Cyprinodontiformes; Poeciliidae
Gene: shkbp1
Product: SH3KBP1 binding protein 1
Exons: 17
Coding region: 142-2709 (855 amino acids)
Biological process (GO): protein homooligomerization
Molecular function (GO): protein binding
Source: RefSeq, a predicted model, not a curated record
ACUUGUCCGCAGCUCAUUUCCGGCUUUUAGCUCCCACCUUCAUUGUGUAGCAGGAAGUGCUUUGUUGAGCUACUUUCUGCUCAAAACAUGGAUUAAAUUCGUAUUUUUCUGGAUUUAUCCGAGUCACUCGGUCUCUGGAGGAUGUCUUCCCCGGUGAAGAGUGGGGAUAUCAUCCACCUGAAUGUCGGUGGGAAGAGGUUCAGUACCUCCAGACAGACGCUCACCUGGGUUCCUGACUCCUUCUUCUCCAGCCUGCUGAGCGGCCGCAUCUCCACCCUGAAAGAUGACGAAGGAGCCAUCUUCAUCGAUCGCGACCCGUCGCUCUUUGCUCCCAUCCUCAACUUCCUGCGCAGCAAAGAGCUGUACCCACGCUCCAUCAACGUGCACAUGCUCAUGCACGAGGCGGAGUUCUACGGGAUCACGCCGCUGGUGCGAAAGCUGCAGCUGUGUGACGAGUUGGACCGGUCCUCCUGUGGAAACGUUCUGUUCAAUGGAUACCUGCCUCCCCCAGUGUACCCGGCGAAGCGUCGGAACCGCCACAGCGUGGCCGGGUCUCAGUUCAUGGUGGGCCGGGCCGGGCCAGCGGAGCGAGCGCCGGUCCGGCGCAGCAACACGAUGCCUCCCAACCUGGGGAACGCCGGGCUUCUGGGCCGGUCCGGCGCCGAGGACAGGACGUCUGCAGGAGGAUCGUCGGAUCCCGGCAUGGUCCGGAUCAUCUGCGGCCAUCACAACUGGAUCGCCGUGGCGUACGCUCAGUUUGUCGUCUGCUAUAGGAUGAAGGAAUCCACCGGCUGGCAGCAGGUCUUCACCUCGCCGCGCCUCGACUGCGUCAUCGACAGAGUCGCCCUCAACGCCAAGGUGAUGGGCGGGUCGCUGGGAGACAACGACAAGAUGGUUGCCGUCGCCUCGGUGACGGAGAUCAUCCUCUGGUCCAUCUGUCCCGACGGAAACGGGAACGAAAUCGGCGUCUUCAGCCUCAACGUUCCGGCCGAGGCGCUCUUCUUUGUUGGUAACCAGCUGAUCGCCACCAGCCACACCGGGAAGGUCGGCGUCUGGAACGCCGUCACCAAGCACUGGCAGAACCAGGAUGUUGUUCCCAUCAGCAGCUACGACACUGCCGGAUCCUUCCUCAUCCUCGGCUGCAACAACGGAUCCAUCUACUACAUUGACGUCCAGAAGUUCCCUCUGAGGAUGAAGGACAACGACCUGCUGGUGACGGAGCUCUACAGGGACCCGACCGAGGACGCCAUCACCGCCCUCAGCGUCUACCUGACCCCCAAAACCAGUGACAGCGGGAACUGGAUCGAGAUCGCCUAUGGAACCAGUUCUGGAACGGUCCGGGUCAUCGUCCAGCAUCCAGAGACGGUCGGCUCCGGUCCGCAGCUCUUCCAGACCUUCUCCGUCCACCGCAGUCCCGUCACCAAGAUUAUGCUGUCUGAGAAGCACCUCAUAUCAGUCUGUGCGGACAACAACCACGUUCGGACCUGGACUGUGACCCGGUUCCGAGGGAUGAUCUCCACCCAGCCCGGGUCCACUCCACUCACCUCCUUCAAGAUCCUGAGUCUGGAUGACGUGGACGGUCACGGAGGCUGCAGCGCCGGAACCGAGAUCGGUCCGUACGGGGAGCGGGAUGACCAGCAGGUGUUCAUCCAGAGAGUGGUUCCGGACACGGAUAAGCUCUACGUCCGGCUGUCGUCCAACGGGAAGAGGGUGUGCGAGGUGCGGUCGGUGGACGGGACGUCCAUCACGGCCUUCAUGGUCCACGAGUGCGAGGGCUCGAGUCGCAUCGGCUCGCGCCCGCGCCGCUACCUGUUCAGCGGCCAUGGCAACGGCAGCAUCCAGAUGUGGGACUUGACCACGGCCAUGGAGAUCGCCGGGAAGGUCGACAUCAGAGCGCUGGGCGGGCCGACGGAGGAGGAGCUGCUGGAGCUGCUAGACCAGUGUGACCUGGCUCUGACCCGAACGCCCGACAGCACGCCCAGGGCCUCCACCUGCAGCCUCCACUCUCAGCUCAGCGACAGUUUCCGGGCCGACCGUUUUCGCGGUUCGCCUGGAGUGUUGGGGUCCUCAGCCUCGCUGAGCGGCAGCCUCCCUCGGCAGACUCCGCCCCCGGGUCCCCUCAGCAGACCGCCCAGAGACCCCGCCGCCCCCUCUGCCAGCUUCCAGGGCCUUUAUGGCCCCGCCCACCUCCAGAGUCCCGCCCACCAUCAGAGCCCGAGCCCCCAGGCGCCUCGGUACCACCCGGAGCGGGAGGCAGUCCGGCGCGGCAGCUUUGUGGAGCGCUGCCAGGAGCUGGCCAAGGGCCCCGAGGCGGCGGCCAGCUCGGCCUUCGGCACGCCGCCGUGGUCGGAGGGCAUGAGGCGCAGCGUGGCGGUCUGCAGCGAGCUGGAGGCCAGGUUCAGCUUGCGGACCCCCACCAGCUUCACUGUGUCCCCCGGAGCCCGCUACACCCCAGGGACGCCGUCCUCCAUGUCUGCCUCCCCUCUGUCCUCUUCCUCGCACCGCAGGGCCACGCCCACCUCACCCACAAGCCCCGCCUCCUCCAUGCCCAGUGCAAGCCGCUCCUUGACCCCUGCAUCGCCUCGCCGUGGCGCUGCAGCAUCGCCUGCUGAGGCGGCGGCGACACCAGAGAGUUCAGCGAGUCCAGAGGGAACCGGAGUGGCGGCGCCAUCCAGCCCCAAACCACACAUGAACGAGACCAGCUUCUGAUUGGCCGACCAGACUGGCUUCUGAUUGGUUGACCAAAUUGAGAUGUUCAGAUUCCCUUAAACCUCUGGAUCAACUGCUUUUCUCCAGCAGGUGGCACUACGGAGCUGGGAAUGAACUCUGCAGCUGGAAUUCUCCAGAACCAAACCCGGUCCUGAGAUCAGGAUGAAGGUUUUUCUUCACUGCAUUAAUUAAUUUCACUCAGAACCUGAGGGAAAACGCUGACCCAACCGGACUGGACUCGGCUGAUGGUGUUUGUGACGUUUUCUAACGUUUAUAUCCGACAGUUUUCUGCUUCGGUUUCUACAGAAGAUUUAUUUUUAUCAUUUCUACCCGAAGUUUGAUUUAAAGCCUGCAGGGGGCAGCGGCGGGUCCUGUCAGAUUCUCUGCCACCAUCAGUUUCCAACAAAAGAAAAACAUCCUCUGUUUAAGCUCUGAAGUAUUUAUUCUGAAGGUUUUCUGUAAUGCUGAAGCUGAUGUUUAUUUGGAUGUUUUGUCUCUGCAGUUCAGCAGGUUUAUGUGAAGAAAGACACUCUGUAUGCAAGAAGUACUUCAGUACAACAUAAAUAUACUUUUCUGUAUUUCUGCCACUUUAACUUCCCUCUCUGGCGCUUUUAUCCAAAUACUUUCAGUUCAGCAGCUGAUUGAAUAACCAACGGUUAUUAAAGAGGAGACGCUGGUUUGGCACAGAGGGAUUUCAGUGCAUUGCUGCCGAAGUCGUUUUUAUGUUCAGUCUAAAAUCACAAACUGUUUAAAAACAGAGAAGGAAAGAAAGCGAGAACAUGGCUGACGGAGCAGAGAGACCUAACAGACCGGCGUUUGUGGAAGCAUUUAAAACCUCAGUGGAGAGAGUUCAGUCGGAGGUAGAGGGAAGAGAAACACUGUUACCAGCUGCCGUUACACUGUUAUUAAUUUAGCUCAGACACUGAGGGACAAAAAUGAUCCAGCCUCUGCUACUUAUCUAAUGAACUUUAUGCUCACAAACAACACCCUGAACCGCCCAAUUUCAAUCUUUUCAUGCAAGAAAAAUCUGACUUUUUGCGUGUAACUAAAUCGGAUGCAUAUCCGAUAGUUUCCCAGCAUCUACAGUCUGAACGGUCAUCUCGCAUUUUAUCCGACUUCCACUUCACUGAAGUGGGACGUGUCUUAGUUCUGCUCCAGACGUGGUAAAUGUUCCUUCGUCUGGUUCUGAUCUGUUCUCCGUGCUGUUUAAAAUCUGUCCAUGGAUGCGUCGGCCAUCUUUCCAGCUGUAAACAGAUCUCCGAGUGGCAACUGCGGUCUUCUUCUGCACAUGCGGGUCGCUUUGACUAAACCGUUCAGACAGAAGUCUGACUGCAGGCGCAUUUAAUUUUAGCAUGAACGAUUAUGCAAGACAAAAAAAGUUGGAUUUCAACAGAAAUAGAACAAAAUAUGAAGACCUGCUGUGUGAACGAAGCUUUACUUCGCCCAUAUUUCCUGCUUAGGGGAUGCUAGUAACGAAUAAUCAGACAAUUACAACUUAUUCCUCCUAAAUUUUCAGUGAAAUAAUCACAUUCUAGCUGCUAAUUGUCCAUAUAUGGUCAUGCCUUCCUGUUUUAACAGGCUUGAGAGAGAAAAUAAUUGAUUUCUGGAAAAAUUGUUUAAAUUUUUUAUUGUGGUUGUUGGCAUUAAACUUUUGGUUUUCAUUCUUCCUGCUGUA